This is a messenger RNA of Linum tenue, 2714 nucleotides long. The record is from the annotation of a GenBank genome assembly. NCBI's taxonomy places the organism in Eukaryota, Viridiplantae, Streptophyta, Magnoliopsida, Malpighiales, Linaceae.
AUUCGAUCUGUGAAAAAAAGGCAGCUUUUUCUUUUUUUGGUAUGGUCGCUCUGUUUUCCUCUGUUUUGUAUCCAUGGAAACAGAGGCGACGUUUGGGAAAGAAGAUUGAACAGGCUGGUGGGUGGUGGUCUCUGGCCCAAAAGGGUUCUCCCUGAUUCCGUAUCUGACCACCACCACCGCCGUGACCUCCGCCACAGACUGCGAAAUAUCAGAGCAAAAAAGCUCUUCCAUGUCUCACUGAGUACGGCGGCGAGUGGACCCGUCGAGAUGUCGGGGCUUUUUCCGGACCGAGUUGAGUUGGGAGAGGUUAGCCAAUAGCCAGGGCGAGUGGGCGACUCGCUUCGUCACUCGGAUCAGGCAAAAAGGGGAAAGCACAAUCAUCACACCCACAACCCAAAAACCCCUCUAAAAGAGAGAAAAAGAUGGAAGGGAAAAAGGGAAAGGGAAAUCAAUUGAUUGCAGGGUUGGCAAUUGAUUGCAAGGUUACUAUUAGUAACUUCCUCCCGCCUCCUCUUCCUUUACUCUCACUGCACAUUCCACCACUCUUCUUCUUACCCUUUCUUCUUCUUCGGGAUUUGAAAUGUCCGAUGUACCUCCGCCGGCGGCCUCGGCCACCGAACCGGUGCCAGGAACCCCCGGGAUCAUGGAAAUGAGAUCCGAGCAGAGCCUUGGGCUCUGCCCGGAGCUCGGCGGCGGAGCAGGGACUAGGAAAUUCGGUUCAAGAGCCGAGAUCGACACGUCGCCGCCGUUUGGGUCUGUGAAGGAAGCCGUCACUCGUUUUGGCGGCAGCGGUCCCUGGGUUCCCUGUUAUAGAAUUGGGGAAGACUUGGGAGAGGUAGACUUGAAGAAAGUGGAGGAACAAGCUGCAGAGCUAGAGAAGGAUUUGAUAGUCAAGGAGCUGGAGACUCUGGAUGUUCUGGAAGAACUCGGGUCGACGAAGAGGAUUGUUGAGGAUUUGAAGCUGCAGCUGCAGAAAGAAGCACUUAGAUGUAUGGCAGUGUCGGACGAUGUUCAUCAUUAUAUGUCAAGUCCAGCUGCUGCUAUAAAAGAAAUGGACAGGGAGAAAAGCCAUGCCUUUCAUGUCAACAGCAAUCAUGGCCAUCAUUUUUAUCAUGAGCAGCAGAGGUUGAUGGGGGCUCCUUGUUGCCCGUCGUCUCCGGAAGUUAUCUUGAUGGAGCUGAAGCAGGCGAAAUUGAACCUUGGUAAAACCAUUAACGAACUUGGGGUGAUUCAAACUUCUGUUGAGUCUCUGAAUAAGAACAUGAGGCACGAGAAAAUCAUUCUUCAAAACACCCGCAAGCGGCUAACCUCGAAAUUUGCAGGAGUGCUGUCGUUAGAGGAGGAGCUGAAACAGGCAAGGCGCAAGCCGGAUCAUAAUGUGGGAAAUGGGUACAAUCAAGAGCAGUUAAAGCAGAUGACUGAAGUUUCCAUGAAUGGACAGCCUAAGGUCGAUCUUAGAACCGUUGAAUUGAGGUUGGUUGCAGCUAGAAAGAUGGAGGAAGCUGCCAAGGCAGCUGAAGCUGUCGCCUUGGCUGAAAUCAAGUGCAUGUCGAACAUCGAGACGAGCCCUUCUUCUGGGUUUAGCAGCCUCCCUGAGCCUGAGAAAACAACCUUGUUCAAGCCAGCUUCUCCUCUGAUGCAAAAGAGACUAGAGCCUGCAGUUAAUAAGAUCCCCAAAUAUGAACCUUCCAACACCAAGAUGCAGAUUCUGAAGAAGAUGAGGGAAGCAACAGAGGAAGUGAAGAGAAGCAAGCAGGCAUUGGAAGAUGCUCUCAACAAAAUCGAGAUGGCAAACAGGAAGCAAUCUGCUGCAGAGGAGGCCUUCCUGAAGUGGAUUCCGGAGGAUGAUCACAAAGGGCUCGGACAGGCUGCAGCAGCAUAUUACAACACCAGGCUCAGCAACAUGCACUUCUUCCAUCCUGAUCCCUGCCAAGAUUCUCCAAUGAACCAAGUGAAGGACCCAAGUGUGGAAGCUGAGGAACCAAAGCCAGUUCUAAGGUCGACAGUGUCAAUGCGGGACUUUCUAGGCAGGAAGCAGCAAGUGACAACUGAAGAUUAUGCUGCAGCAGCAGCAGCAACAAGGGCUAAGCCAGUUGAAGGUGGUGGUCGGCGCAAUGGGAGGCAAAAGGUGGCACUUAGUCAAAUGCUUCAUGAACUAAGGGACGAUCUAUCGUUUCAUCCGAGGCCUGAGAAACACGAAACUGGUGAUCAUAAGCAGCAGUUCUUCACGCAGAGGAGGAAGUUCGGAUUCAUCCACAUAUCGCUGCCUAUGACGAAACCAAGCAAGAAAAAGGCACAUGAUUUGAACAACAUGAUGAACUAGAUGGCGGUGAGACUCAUACAUACGGAUAUAUGGCUUUGGUUUCAGCUCUUGGUGUGGGGGGUUUUCUUCAUUUUGGUGUGUGGCAUUUGGAUUGCAGCAGCUUGAUUAAUUAUGGUUUCUUCCCUGGUUUGAUUUCUCAGAUGAUUCUUUAGCUUGUAAAGGGGGUCUGGUUUGGUGUUGCUAUUCCCCGUCCUACUAUAGCCUAGGGCGGAUACUACUGUCAUAUUGAUCGAUACUACGACCGAUUACUAUGUUGAUUGGGACUAUAUGAUCGGUCCUAAUUGUCGCGGAUUACAACAAUCGCACUAGUGUUUGUAUCAUAACUCUUAUAUUAAGAAGGGACUGGAGGUGUGAGGUAAGGUCAAUUGGCAGGCAUCGCUCAAAAGCUGCC